AUGCAUCUAACGUCGUUAUUCUCCUUCUUUCUCGCGUUGUUGUCGCUCUCCCAUCUCGCGGCGGGCCUCAAGCUCAUCGAGUCCAAGUCCAUCACGCCUUGCACAAACACCGCUACCCAGAACAACGCCGAUUUCACCGCAACCGAGUUCAACAUCGCCUUCACCCCGGAAAACCGCACGCUGAAAGUCAACUUCCAUGGCGUCUCCUCUAUCAAGGGCUUUGUCAAUGCUCGCAUCGAGCUCUUUGCCUACGGUUUCCCGGCCGUCGACCAGCGUUUCGAUCCAUGCGCCCCCGGCCUCGACCUCCAGGGUCUCUGUCCCAUGACCGCCGGGCCCAUCGACCUCCAGACAGACUUUGUCGAGAUCUCAGACGAUGUCAUCAACAAAGUUCCCGGAAUCGCGUAUAAUGUGCCUGAUAUCGAUGCCAAGUUCCGGGCAUAUAUCUAUGCAGCCGACACUGGGUCGACCAUUGCCUGCUUCGAAGGACAGCUUUCCAACGCCAAAACAGUCUACCACAGAACAGUCGGAUGGAUCGUCGCCGUCAUUGCUGGCAUCGGUCUCGUUGCCUCUGCCAUCACCUCCGGUCUCGGUCACUCCAACACUGCCGCCCACGUAGCCGCCAACGCACUCUCCCUCUUCAGCUUCCUCCAGGCACAGGCCAUAAUCGGUCUCACCUCAGUCACUCUGCCGCCCGUCGUCCAGGCUUGGACCCAGAACUUCCAGUGGAGCAUGGGCAUCAUCCACGUCACCUUUAUCCAGAACAUCUGCACCUGGUACCAGCGUGCCACGGGCGGAACCCCAACUAAUGUCCUCAACGCGCCCUCCACUACUUCCAUCCAGGUCAAGAAACGCUCAUUGGAAGUCAUGCGCGACAUGCUUUUUACCUAUCCCAACGGUCUGACCAAGCGUGUCAACAACGAGCCCACAGUCGGAGAGACCAUCAACAACAUCGUCCUGCGUGGUAUCGAACGAGUAGCUUACAGAGCCCAGAUGGAGGUCACUAACGUCUUCAUGACCGGACUCCUCUUCUUCGUUAUUUUUGUCACCUUUGUUGUCCUCCUAGUUACCGCCUUCAAGGGAUUCUGUGAAAUCGCAGCCAAGAAGGGCUGGAUGAAGAGUGACAAGUUCCAGGACUUUAGGAACGGAUGGAAGAUUGUCAUGCGAGGAAUUCUCUUCAGACUGACUUUGAUUGGCUUCCCCCAAAUGGCAAUCCUCUGUCUUUGGGAGUUCACCCAGAUCGACUCCCCAGCCAUUGUCGUCCUGGCUGUUGUCAUGCUACUCUCCGUCGUCGGUUCUCUCGGCUGGGCUGCCUUCAAGGUCAUCAACCUCGCAAAGAAGUCCGUCGAAAUGCACAAGAACCCAGCGUACAUCCUCUACUCCGACCCAUCGGCACUCAACAAGUGGGGAUUUCUUUACGUCCAGUACCGUGCUACCGCAUACUACUGCGUCGUUCCGCUCCUCGCCUACAUUCUCAUCAAGUCUAUGUUCAUCGGCCUCGCCCAGAAGGCUCCUUACGUUCAGGCCAUCGCCCUCCUCGUUAUCGAACUCGGUGUCCUUGUUGGUGUCGCCAUCCUGCGUCCGUGGAUGGACAAGAAGACAAACAUCUUCAACAUCUCCAUUGCCGCCGUCAACUUCUUCAACGUCAUCCUCCUCCUCUUCUUCAGUGAAAUCUUCAAGCUCCCAGGUCUUGUCGUCGGAAUUAUGGGUGUAGCCUUCUUCGUUAUCAACGCAGUUUUCGCCCUCAUUCUUCUCAUUCUUGUCCUUAUCGCUUCCGGAUACGCCAUUCUCUCCAAAAACCCCGAUACACGCUACCAGCCCAUGCGUGACGACCGUGGCUCCUUUAUCAAAUCUCACACCCAGCUCACCACCGAGCUCGAUGCCCUCGGCGCCACCGCCCGCGGAGAAGGCAAGUUCAACGAGUUCGAAGACGACUCAACUUCUCUCUCAGGCCAAUCCAACACCCGCACCCCAAUCGACACCCGCUCUGCAAACGAUCAACACCAUCCAGGCCAGGGAUACCCCAACCGUCCCGUACAUUCCCCCGUGGACCCAUCGGUCCCACUCUUCCCAUCAAGCGCAUCAACGCACUCCGCACACUCGCAGAGAACAAACAUGCCUUCCCAAUAUCAGCAACCUUCCUUCCAGGACUCAGCAUCUGUACAUUCCUCAUCAUACUCACGGCAGAACCCUUCCCCUGCUCCAGGCGGGUAUAAUGCUUCUCCCUACCCUCGCACGGGCUCAGCGAACCCUCACACAGCCAGAGCGCAAAACAACGCUAGCCCCUGGCAACGAGGCGCCGGUUAUGACUAA
Molecule: messenger RNA, 2310 nt
Organism: Nannizzia gypsea CBS 118893
Lineage: Eukaryota; Fungi; Ascomycota; Eurotiomycetes; Onygenales; Arthrodermataceae
Product: DUF907 domain-containing protein
Exons: 4
Coding region: 1-2310 (769 amino acids)
Biological process (GO): fungal-type cell wall biogenesis; transmembrane transport
Source: RefSeq, a predicted model, not a curated record